Gryllus bimaculatus (two-spotted cricket) is the source of this 2777-nucleotide messenger RNA. NCBI's taxonomy places the organism in Eukaryota, Metazoa, Arthropoda, Insecta, Orthoptera, Gryllidae. The record is from the annotation of a GenBank genome assembly.
CAAUUUUGUGAUUUGAGGACACUCAACAGACUUCUAGUUGCGAAAGACGCUUUUCAUCUGUUGACAAAUGCGUGCAUCACGUAUGGUGUACUUCAAAUGUUCUGAGAACUUUCAGCACGGCGUCUUCUUAGCACGUUGAUCACGAUAACCUUAAAAAUAGGUUGGAAUGAAAAGCUGACAAUUAAUGUAGAAGUUAAUAUCCGUGUGUACGCGAUUGUAUACUAAGUACAGAAUGAUCUUCUCUCGUCUUUAUUCAUGUGUCAUUCGUUUAAAAAAUAGCAGUAGAACGAAAAGUAUAUUAAGUGGGCGUAUAGUGAGGUUUGUUGAUCCGACAGAAAGAGCAGAGCUUAACGUCAUUUUUAAAAGAUGUCUAUCAAAUGGAGAAGAAUUAUCAGUUAAAAAUCCUCUAAUACACAACUACGUGGAGAUUUUAGUAAAUGAAUUCAGGAAACUCUCCCUCUGUGCUGAGAAAGAGUCUAGUGUUGGAAAUGUUAUGCAAAGGUUGAAAGAGUUAAAACCUGUAUAUGAUUUCCACUCUCAGAAACAAGAAUUAUUAGAAUGUUUAUCUUCUCUUCAUGAGCUUAAUCCAGAAGGAAAGUCAAAGGAUAAUGAUCUCCAAAAACAAAUAGAAGAAGAGAAAAAAUACUACAUAAGAAAGAUUGAAGCACUCGAUGAAAAGAUCAUUAGUGUCCUGUUACCUCAUAAUCCAGAAGAUGCACAUACUGAAGUAAUGAUGGAAAUAAAUGCAGGUGUAGGUGGCCAGGAAGCAAUGCUAUUUGCUCAAGAGCUCUUUGAUAUGUAUUGUUCGUAUGUUGAUUUUAAAGGGUGGACACUAGAUGGUUGUGAUCGAAAUAUUACAGAUAUUGGUGGCUUAAGGCAAGCUACCCUCUAUAUAUCUGGUGUUCAUUCAUUCAAAUAUUUGAAGCAUGAAGCUGGGGUUCACAGAGUACAGAGAGUUCCUGCUACUGAAAAAUAUGGUCGACUUCAUACUAGCACUGUUUCUGUAACAGUUUUACCUCAAGCUAAUGAGAUAGAUGUCGAAAUUCAAGAUAAAGAUCUGAGAAUUGAAACAAAACGUGCCAGUGGAGCUGGGGGCCAGCAUGUAAAUAAAACAGAAAGUGCUGUUCGAAUUACUCAUAUUCCCACAGGAAUAGCAGUCGAGUGUCAAACUGAUAGAUCACAAAUUAAGAAUCGGAAAGAAGCCAUGAAAAAAUUGCGAAAUAUAUUGUAUAAGAGAAAGAUUGAGGAACAAACUGCCUCUGCUCUUUCUACUCGUAAAAGUCAGGUGAAAUCGAACUUAAGAUCAGAGAAGAUACGCACUUACAAUUACAAUCAGGAUCGAAUAACUGAUCAUAGAGUUAGUGGAAACAUUCAUAAUCUUCCUGAAUUUUUGAUUGGGAAUGAAUAUUUAGAUAAUUUAAUUGAGGAACUUGAAAGCAAUAGUAAAAAGGAAUUGCUUUUUCAGAGAAUAAAAGAAGCAUGUGACCAUGUUAUUUAGUCCUAUUUUAGGUGUGCUAGGUAUACAUGAACAUAAAGAGUUUUGUAAAUAUGUUAUUUUAUAAAUAGGAAAAAAAAUUGAUUUUGUGUGAGAAGAAAAAACAGCUUAAGUUUCUUUUUGUUAUGUCAUGAACAUUGUUCUAAAUCCUUACCCCAGAAUAGCUUUAGUCUCAGUGCUACUUUCCAGUGUUCACAAGAAUUUAAUUUGAGAAAUACCUAAUAGUUGACAAAGAUUUAACAGAUUUGUUAUACUAUUUCAUCAGCUAUUCAGACAGUACUCUCGAUAUGACAAUCUUUCUCACCUCCCCUUCCUUCCAAACAUCUUGACAAAUUUUGAUUAUGUGUGUGUGUGUGCAAAUUGUUGUUCUACCACUUUGCAUAUUGAAUACUGUUCACUGCGUAAGGCACCUUGCCCUGUGUGAUUUUCUAAGAAAUAUACGUUUGUAAUUGUAGAUAUAUCUCUAUUACUUCCUUGACUCAAAUGAAGAUGACUGGAGAUUGUAAGGGUUUUAUUUAUGUUAGCAAAAUUUAAAUCACUGAGACCUUCUUAAAAGAAAAAUAUUCUUCAAGCACCUUUCAGACUUGAAAUACAUCAUGCUUUUAUGAUGAUUUAAACAGCGAUUUAAAGCUUUCCUCUUAAAGAGUAAGUGAAAGUUGGGCUGGACUUCUUCAAAUAUUGUUGCAAAUGAUUUCAAUGUAUGACAAGUGUAUGUUUUCUUUUACAACCUGCAAAUUCAGAAACAUGAAGGCUCAAUGAAUAAAUUUCAUAAAACGAAAAAUCAAUAUGAAGGACAUUUAUAUUAUUUUUCAACUACUAAUACGUAGCAAUACAUGUUUUUUUAAUUAGAGCUAAGUAUUCAUCAAUUCUAGAAAUGAAGCAAUGUCACAUAAAAAUGUACAAAUUCUGUACACAAUUACAGUAUACGUGAUAAAUCUUCUAAAUGUAGAAUUCCUAAUCUUAUUCUUACAAUUAUAGCACGAAUUUAACUUAAGAAGCAAAAUUGUACAUUUGUAUGCAAAGAAAACACUCCUUAAAAGUGAUAAUUUAAAAAAAAAGUUUUUACACAGCACUACAACCCUGUACAAGAAACUGAAUAUCCAUAUGCAACGUUAUCACACAUUUUAUUGUAUACUUUCCAUUAAAAAGAUUCCUACAUUAUACAAAUAUUGGGGAUUGACUCAUAUAAAUUUUAUUACUAUAAAAUAUUACUCAAAAUAAUUCAGCUUGAGUUCUUAUUUUUUUGUUUUUGUUUUUUGUUUUCUAUCAAUAAAGAAAACAA